This is a messenger RNA of Hibiscus syriacus, 642 nucleotides long. Its product is annotated as zinc finger protein 10-like. The coding region runs from base 1 to 642 and encodes 213 amino acids. The record is from RefSeq and is a predicted model, not a curated record. NCBI's taxonomy places the organism in Eukaryota, Viridiplantae, Streptophyta, Magnoliopsida, Malvales, Malvaceae. The transcript has a single exon.
AUGGCUGCUGACCUUAGCCUUCUCUCACUGACCCAAAACUUAGCUCAAUCUCAACAAAAUCACAACGACCACCAAAACCUAAUGGCUGCUGCUGGCUCCUGGGUCUGGAACCAUAACCCCCAACCUCAUGAAUCCGAUGAUGAUUCCUGGGAGGUUAAGGCCUUUGCCGAUGACAGAGGUCAUGCCAUGGGCACAACUUGGCCCCCGAGGUCUUAUACUUGCACUUUCUGCCGAAGGGAGUUCCGGUCCGCUCAAGCCCUCGGCGGCCACAUGAAUGUGCACCGUCGUGACCGGGCUCGUCUUCACCAGUCACAUCCUCCUCCUGCUACUACUACUACUGUUCCAUUAAUCAGCCAAACCACAUCAGCGUUUCCUACUCAAGAAUUCCCCACAAAUGGCAGCCUUUGCUUUCUCUACCAAUUACCUACACCUAAUGGGGUUUUCACUUCUCCACCUAUCAACGCAUCCUCCAUGUCACCGUAUCCUUUUAACAACUCAAUGGCACCACCGGGGAAGAACAAUUCUCCCUCCUCUCCUCUCUGGUACUCGAUGACCGGAGCCGAACCACCCACUGAUAAUAAUAGUCUCAACGAAGAGGUUGAUCUAGAGCUUCGACUAGGGCAUAGACCAACACCAUAUUGA